This is a messenger RNA of Andrographis paniculata, 2755 nucleotides long. Its product is annotated as pentatricopeptide repeat-containing protein At2g30780. The record is from RefSeq and is a predicted model, not a curated record. The transcript has 2 exons. Gene Ontology annotation, molecular function: mRNA binding; protein binding. NCBI's taxonomy places the organism in Eukaryota, Viridiplantae, Streptophyta, Magnoliopsida, Lamiales, Acanthaceae. The coding region runs from base 535 to 2082 and encodes 515 amino acids.
AACCCAAGCGCAGGUCAGGUCGUGUAGCAGCGGCUCCGCCUCCCCCUCCCUUCCCUUCCCGCUAACAAGAACUUCCUCCUUCCUUCCGUAUCUCCGAAGCAAGCAAGGAAUCAACCAAUUAAUCGAACGGCAAUCCAAUCCAACCCAUAUUGAUGAUAUAACGCACGGCCUCCUGUCUGCCUGGAUCUUUUCCUUUCAGUUCAGACUUCAGACGACCUUCUCUCCUUUGCUCGGAGGGUUAGAUUAGAUUAGAUGGUUGUCGCUGCUGCCCUGCUCGGCUCGUGCCCUUCUCUUCCUUCCUUCUUCACUCGGAACGAAUGUCGUUCCCAUGGCGGGCGGGCCGGCCUUGUUCGAUCCAGAAAAGCGAAUUAGGUGAGUGAGUGUCAUCUGUCCUGUCCUGUCCUGUGCACAGCUUUGACGGUAAACUUUGUUGGCUAAGAGAGAGCCCCUCUCUCGCCUCCUUCCUCUCUUUCUUCCCUCCCCCAGAACCCUAACGAAACUUCCAACCAGAAUUUCAUAUCCUUUCUUUCAAUCAUGAAACGAUUUUGGAGACUCUCGCAAUUCCCUAAAUCCCCAAACCUUAACUCACCUUCUCUCGCUCCCGCAAAACCACCCUCUGGCUCUGCCUCCCGAUACUCUCAAGCUAUUCGCCACCAUUCAACCCACCAUUCUCCGGAUUCCGACCCCAAUGCCACCCCCCUGCUGUCUUCCCAUAUCAUUGCUCUUUUUACCAAUACACGGACUUCCGAGACGCAGCAUCUCAACGAAGAUUUGAUCGAUGAAGUUUCCAAGCUCAAGGACCAGAUUUUGGACCAAAAUGAUGAUGUGGACAAACUUGACAAGAUUCUCCAAGAGAAGGCAUCCCCACUUUUUAGGAUGUAUUCAGAUGGAUCUGCUGCGGUGGAGCUCCUGAAGCAGCUCAAGCCAUUCCCGCGUUUAGCCUUGGAGGUUCUCGACUGGAGGAGGAAGCAAUUGGACUCCGCGGCCCCGGUGGUUGGGGAAGAGUAUGCAAAGGGUAUCACCAUAGCUGGCAGAUUGAAGGAUGUUCAUCUCGCACUCGAGCUCUUUAAAGAGGCAACAAAUAGACAACUAAAUGAAACAUCUUUAUACAAUUCCCUCAUGAGUGCUUACACUUACAACGGUAUGCCUGCCAAGUGUGAGUCAUUCUUCCACAAGUUGAAAACGGAAACCACAUGCUCUCCAUCAAUCGUGACAUACAACAUACUUAUUUCAAUGUACGGGCGCAUGAUGCUUACCGAUCACAUGGAAGAAGUUCUCAGAGAGAUAAAGGACUCAAAUCUUACCCCAACACUUAACACAUACAGGGGUUUGAUUGCUGGUUAUAUCACUGCAUGGAUGUGGGACAAGAUGGAAAAGACUUACCUGGUUAUGAAAGCAGGUCCAAUACAACCCGAUGUGCAGAUUCAUCUACUGAUGAUUCGAGGGUAUGCAAACUCUGGUCAGCUGGAAAAGAUGGAAGAAAUCUAUGAGUUGAUAAGGGAGCAUGUUGAUCGGGGGGAAACUUCAUUGGUUAGAAGCAUGAUAUUUGCAUACAUUAAAAGUUGUGGUACAGGUAGGGUUGAGAAGGUUGAGGAACUGCUCUCACUGAUCCCGGAAGGGGAGUAUUGGCCCGGCUUAAAUGUAAUGCUGAUUUGUUUUUAUGCUAAAGAGAAUUUAUUAGAGCGAAUGGAGAAAUCAAUCAACGAGGCAUUUGAGCGUAAAGCAUUUGUCUCUACGGUGAGCAUAAUGAAAUGCAUAAUAGCGAGUUAUUUCAGGCACAAUGCAGUGGACAAGCUUGUGGACUUUGUGCAGCGUGCGGACAGUGCAGGUUGGAAAAUAUGCCGGUCGAUGUACCAUUGCAAGAUGGUUAUGUAUUCAUCACAGAUGCGCAUUCCAGAAAUGGAGAGGGUUCUUGAUGAAAUGGGUAGAGUAAACAUGCCCCUGUCAAGGAAAACUUUGUGGAUAUUGUUUAAGGCAUAUCAAAAGUGGGGUAGAAAAAGUAAGCUCGAUCAGGUUGUUGGAAUGAUGUGCAAGCACGGGAUUCAAAUUGGGGGGAUUCAAUUUUUGGAAGUGCUUCCUUGAAUAAAUUUUUUGAUUAUAACUAUUUCCACAGUAAUGAGCUUUGAUAUGAUAUGUGUAUCUAGCUCUAUCUGUCUCACCACACCACAGUUGCAUCGAAUCAAAGGUAAUCAAUCCUUCCUGUUAUCUUUUCUACGAUCAACUCUUACCAUGAUUGCAGCAGAGUCAUAACAUGUCAGCUAGGAAAAUUUGGCCAAAGAGAGUAUGAUCUUAUUGGGGGGGGGGGGGGGGGGGGGUGGGGGGUGAAGCGGUGUGUGAUGCCUGCAAUUGCACUAAACCUUGAUGCCCCCAGCCCAGCGCAAUCAAAGGAGGGGUUGGGUUAUACGAUAGAAAGGUAAUGUUGAGAAGUCAUUGAAGAAAUGCUGUGGAGUGGAGGGAUGUUAUAUAUAUAUAUCAUGACGCAGGCAGGCAGGGAAGGGAAGGGAAGGGAUGCGCGGAGUCAUAGUCGUAUGUUGGAACUGAUGGUGUUGCUGCAGAUGCAGAGGGAGGUCAUCAGAUUGUUUCUGUUGGUCACUUUCCAUCUAUUUCUUCCCUGCAUCGUAAAAUUUGGUGGAUGGACCCUGGGAGUAUUUGAUAUCAUUGAAAAAUAAGAUUCAUUUGCUUAAUGUGGUCUGCAUUUUUAUUUUUAUUUUUACAGUAAAAAUAUAAUGAAAAAAAAUGAUAAAAAGUAGUAGUA